AUGACGAACCUAUUAGCUUCUGUAUUUAUAUUGACCGUGUUGUUUUGUAAUGUGUUGGACGCGAAGAAAUUGAAACUAAAACAGGUUUUGAUAUUUAGUAGACACAAUGUGCGGUAUCCAGUUGCGGAACAUCUGGAUCGAUAUACACAGAAGCCAUGGCCUGAAUUGCCUGGGGAAAAAGGAGCGCUGACGCCUAAGGGAGCACGUUUAGAAGGAUACAUGGGCGAAUAUUUCUCAGAGUGGUUCAACAAAAACGAGUUUUUAAAUGUAGGAUGCCCUAGUGAUGACGAAGUUUAUGUGUUUACGAAUAGUGUAAGUAGGACUAAGGCAACAGCGCGAGCCUUCCUCGACUCUGCGUUUAAAGAUUGCUCCGUGCCUGUGCAUCAUAAAGACAUCGAAGGACCAGAUCCUCUAUUUGCGCCAGCAAUACGCAACACGACGCAAGCUUACAAAGACAUGGUCAUAGAAGAAAUCAAUAGGAAAAUGUCAAAUAAUCAGAAACUCAAGGAAAUGUAUUUGGAAUUGAACAAAAUAUUGGAUGUGAAAGAGUCAGCCGUUUGCAAAGAGGACGAUAUUUGUGAUUUGACGGAAUCAAAGCACACGAUUUUGUACGAUGUUGGUAAAGAAAUGUGGGUUCAAGGGCCACUUAUGAUAGCCAAUUCAGUUAUGGAUUUCUUUGUUAUGACUUACUACGAUGGUUUUCCCAUUAAAGACAUUGCAUGGGGAUAUAUAAGAAGUAAAGAAAAAUGGAGAAUUCUGACGGAGAUAGGACGACAGGACCAUAAUAUAAGGUACACAACAGUAGCUGAAGAUAUCGGAGAACAACUAAUGAAUUACUUAAGGGAAACAUUUCAGAAUUAUGACAAUAUGCCGAAGUUAAUUUUGUUAGUCGGUCACGAUUAUAAUUUGAACGCUAUAACAACAAAUAUGGGAUUUGAACCGACGGAUUUGCCAAAGCAGUUUGAGAAGUAUCCAAUAGGUGGGAAGCUAGUGUUUCAGAGAUGGACAGAUGGUGAAAAUGACUUUUUAAAGGUGGAAUAUGUGUAUCCGAGUUGGUCUCAGUUGCGUCAUGGAAAAAAGUAUUCAUCAAAUAAUCGUCCGCAGAGUGUCGUCAUGAAGUUGAGCUGGUGUUCAGACAAAUGCGGGUUUUGUCCGUGGACUGAGUUUGUUAGCAAAGUGUAGACCG
Molecule: messenger RNA, 1186 nt
Organism: Spodoptera exigua (beet armyworm)
Lineage: Eukaryota; Metazoa; Arthropoda; Insecta; Lepidoptera; Noctuidae
Source: the annotation of a GenBank genome assembly